Molecule: messenger RNA, 1134 nt
Organism: Fonsecaea multimorphosa CBS 102226
Lineage: Eukaryota; Fungi; Ascomycota; Eurotiomycetes; Chaetothyriales; Herpotrichiellaceae
Exons: 1
Coding region: 1-1134 (377 amino acids)
Biological process (GO): translational initiation
Cellular component (GO): cytosol
Molecular function (GO): protein-folding chaperone binding
Source: RefSeq, a predicted model, not a curated record
AUGGUAACAGAGACAAAACUCUACGAUGCCCUCUCCAUCUCCCCUUCGGCGUCCCAGGAUGAAAUCAAGAAAGCAUAUCGAAAAGCAGCCCUGAAAUGGCAUCCCGAUAAGAACAAAGACAACCCCAAUGCCGCUGAGAAGUUCAAAGAGGUCUCUCAAGCAUAUGAGAUCCUGUCGGACCCGGAGAAGAGAAAGGUGUACGAUCAAUAUGGCUUGGAGUUCCUUCUGAGAGGUGGCCAGGCUCCUCCACCGGGCGCUGAGAUGCCUGAUGGUAUGCCUGGCGGUGGUUUCGGUGGCAUGCCAGGAGGUUUUAGUUUUGGAGGCAUGCCUGGUGGUGGUGGAGGCGGUACACGGACGUUCCAUUUCUCCACUGGCGGUGGUCCUGGAGGCUUCAGCUUCUCGGAUCCUAACGACAUAUUCGCACAGUUUGCCCGAAGCGGUGCUGGCGGACCUGGCGGCGCCGGUGGUGCCGGUGGUGGUGACGACGCCGACGAUAUUUUCAACUUGUUCAGUAAUCUAGGCGGAGGUGCUAGAGGGGCCGGGAGUCGACGAGGCACAGGCAACUUUACCCGCCAACAUGCCAGACCACAGACUCCCGAAGUCACUGUCAUUGAGCGGCCCCUGCCAGUUACCCUGGAGGAGCUCUAUAAGGGGGCGCACAAGAAGAUGAAGAUCAAGAGAAAGACAUUUAACCCCCAGGGACAACGGGUGACUGAAGAUAAGAUCUUGGAGAUGGACAUCAAGCCAGGUCUAAAGGCCGGCUCUAAAAUCAAAUUCUCCGGGGUCGGAGAUCAGGAAGAGGGCGGCACGCAGGACAUGCAUUUUAUCGUCGCCGAAAAGCCUCACGCGACUCUUACCCGCGAUGGCGACAAUCUGGUAACAACGAUCGAGCUGGACUUGAAAGAGGCGCUCACAGGCUGGAAGCGGACUGUCACCACGAUCGAUGGAAAGCAACUGAAUGUUUCGGGCGCGGGUCCAACUCAACCUGGCUAUGAAGAGAGAUUUCCAAACCUGGGCAUGCCGAUCAGCAAGAAACCUGGCGAGAGAGGCGACUUCAUUGUCAGAGUCAAGGUCAACUUCCCCAGGUCGUUAACUGCUGCCCAGAAAGCCAAAAUCAAGGAGGCCCUUCCAUAA